Messenger RNA from Anopheles stephensi (Asian malaria mosquito), 1429 nucleotides. RefSeq names its product nuclear migration protein nudC (gene nudC). Bases 115 to 1110 code for a protein of 331 amino acids. Gene Ontology annotation, cellular component: cytoplasm. The record is from RefSeq and is a predicted model, not a curated record. NCBI's taxonomy places the organism in Eukaryota, Metazoa, Arthropoda, Insecta, Diptera, Culicidae. The transcript is spliced from 5 exons. Gene Ontology annotation, biological process: protein folding.
ACUUAUUUAUUUACCUUUUUGCGUUGUGUCGAACGGAGGUGCCGUGCGUGAGUUGUACAUAUCCGUUUUUCUUUUCCCCUCUGGUGAAACAGUUCCCCCAGCUUGGUAGUGAAAAUGUCGGAAAACGAAGGAAAAUUCGAUUCCGUACUGUUUGCGAUGGCAGAACAACAUUCGGGUGGUGUACCGGAGAUGUUAGCCACAUUUGCUGGAUUCUUGAACCGAAAGACUGACUUCUUUGUUGGUGGCGAUGAAGGCGAAUGGGAAAAGCUGGUGUUGCAAAUAUUCCGCCAGGAAGCGGCCAAAGCACAGGAAGUAGCCCGCAAAAAGCGUGAGGAACGCGAAGCACAAGAACGCCGGCGUCAGGAAGUGCUGCGCAAGAAAAAGGAGGAGGAAGAACAAAGCAAAUCGGCGACCAUUACCGAGCUGACGGAUGAGGAGGCAGAACAGCUGCAGAAGGAGCUCGAUGCGAAAAAACAAAGCGAAAGUGAACCACCGGCAAAGAAAGCGACAACGGCUGAUGAGAGUAAAGCAAACAAAGACACUAAAGCGGACAGUGAUACGGAGGAUGUGGAACCGGGCGAUGAAGGUAAGCUAAAACCAAACCGAGGCAAUGGGUGCGAUCUGGAGAAAUAUAACUGGACACAGACACUGCAGGAAAUUGAGUUGCGCGUUCCGUUCGAUGUAAAGUAUACCUUAAAAGCGAAAGAUGUCGUUGUGAACAUGCAGCGAAAAACGCUCAAAGUAGGCCUGAAAGGCCAUCCGCCCGUCAUCGAUGGGGAGCUAUGUUCGGAGAUCAAAAUCGAAGACUCGCUGUGGCAUCUGGAUAAAAACACGGUCGUACUAACGUUCGAAAAGAUCAACCAAAUGAACUGGUGGGACCGGCUGGUGUCUACCGAUCCGCCCAUUAACACGAGAAAAAUCAAUCCCGAAUCAUCGAAACUGUCCGAUCUGGACGGUUCGACGCGCAGUAUGGUGGAAAAGAUGAUGUACGACCAGCGGCAGAAGGAGAUGGGUCUGCCGACGAGUGACGAGCAGAAGAAGCAGGAUAUGUUGAAAAAGUUCAUGGAACAACAUCCUGAGAUGGACUUUUCCAAGUGUAAAUUUACCUAAAACCGAUCGAAUGGCUUUAAGACAGAUUCUUUCCAUGCUUUCCAAACACACACACACACAUACCAAUCGGUCCGCAUGGCAAAUUUUGCUGGUAUAAAGAUCGAUCGAUACUCGCUGCAAAAGGUUCACGAGAUCUUGAGAAUGCUGCCACCCUCUGUCUCUCUCUAUCUCUCGUAGGCCAUUUUCGCCAUUAAAAACGGUUUGUUUAUACUUUUGUGAUGCAGAUAGUGCGUAGCUUCGUUUACGCUCCACGUAUUAUAUUGUCAUUUACACCGAUUGACGUAGAAAAUAGAGUAUCAUCGUUUAAGAGUUCCUUCAA